ACAGGAUGUGGUGUGUGUAGUGCUACUUUAUCAGCAGGCUUGCUCUGCAGCUUUGGCCAGUAGCAUUGAGUAUACAAUUUAAAGCACAGCCAAACAAUGCAGAUCACUGUAGUGUUUGCAUGUCUGGUGAUAUCAGCAGCCUCUGCUGCUCAAAGUGACUCUACAGUGGCCUGUUAUAUGGAUGCAUCCCUGCAGCACAUGUUUUUUCCACUUGAUCCUUUCUUGUGCACUCAUAUUAUUUACUCCACUGCUUAUAUUGAUGAUGACUUCAGUUUAAAAACCUUGUCCCCGGAUGUGGACCCUUUUAGCUCCAUGCUGAAAAUGCUGAAAGACGGGAAUCCAACUCUAAAGAUGUUGCUUGGUGUUGGUGUGAAGCAGUCAAGGUUGGAGGUGUUGACCAAGCAACAGAUUACUCUGGAUAAUUUUAUUAACUCAACACUGAAAUAUCUGAUGAAGAACAAUUAUGAUGGAGUGGAGCUGACAUGGUUAGAGCAGGACACUGAUGAAACUCUCAGGAACACGGAAACUCUCACAGGUUUCACUAAGGAACUGAGAGGAUGGAUUGACCAUACUGCUAACAAGUCAUUGCUUGUUGCUGUGUCUCUUCUGGAACAUUGUGACAACAUCAGCACUUGUAUUGACAAGAAAAGUUUGUCACAGUAUGUUGACUUCAUAUGCCUACUGUCACUGAUUCCCAAUAAUGAAGGGCCACAAAUUGACAGCACAGUCAAUUACUGGCAGGACCAAGUUGACCUCAAGAAGCUUAUCCUGGUCUUGCCUGCAAUUCUACAACCGCUUCGAAAAAGACAGAGUUGUAGCCAGUCCAGGAUUGUAGGCAUAAAUCCAGAGAGGAAAGUGGAGCAAAUGAAUGCCCCUGGGAUGAUUAUAGCCAAACAGGUCUGCCAGGCCAUUAAGAGUGGACGAAAGGAAUUUAAGACUUUAACAAUACUUGAGCAUGCUCAAAGCCAUGGGAAAGAUGUGUCAAGGGUACUACAGAAAGGACUUGGUGGUGUUGGGGUUGUCAUGUUAGACGUUGGCAACUUUUUCAACUCUGUUUGUCUCAACUGCACUGAAAAUGAAAAGGCGAUUCUUGAAUUAAAUGUGAUUACCAGGCAUCACCACAGGCAUGAUCACCACGGGCAUAGUCAUCACAGGCAUGGUCAGCAUGGGCAUCGUCAUCACGGGCAUGGUCAGCAUGGGCAUCGUCAUCACGGGCAUGAUCAGCAUGGGCAUCACCAUCGACACCAUCAUCAUGAACACCAUCACCACAGAUGUGGACACCACGGACAUGGUCACCAUAGUAACAGUCACCAUUUUAACAGUCAUCACGGUUAGAAAGGGUGUUUGCAUCAUGGUCAAAAGUAAUCAGACAAAUUUCAGCUUAAAGGAAAGACAGCCUAAUAAUCACGUCUAUUCAAACAUUGUUGAGUAAUGUGAUGCCACUUAUAUUAAUCAAAUAUCAUAGCAAUAGCAUGAGAGUGUUGAAUGUUGCUUAAAAUUGCAUUAAGGCAUUGAGACAGUGAUAUAUAUAUUUUGUUUACACAUUAGUUCUCUAAUAUCUAAUCAUGCUUUUGCUAAAUAAAUAUUCCAAUGUUGUGCGGAAAAUGUUAUUAGUUUGAAUAUUGGUUAAUUAGUGUUAUGAAAUAAAUAUUCCAAUUCACUGCUUUCAA
Molecule: messenger RNA, 1670 nt
Organism: Ictalurus punctatus (channel catfish)
Lineage: Eukaryota; Metazoa; Chordata; Actinopteri; Siluriformes; Ictaluridae
Gene: hrct1
Product: histidine rich carboxyl terminus 1
Exons: 10
Coding region: 97-1335 (412 amino acids)
Biological process (GO): carbohydrate metabolic process; chitin catabolic process
Cellular component (GO): extracellular region
Molecular function (GO): chitin binding; chitinase activity
Source: RefSeq, a predicted model, not a curated record